UGAUGAAUACUCCAGAUUCCCAUUUGCUUUUCCGUGCUCCGAUAUCUCAACUUCAACUGUCAUCUCCUGUUUGCAGACUCUCUUCUAUCUUUUUGGAAUGCCUGCAUAUAUCCACUCAGACAGGGGCACUUCUUUCAUGUCUCACGAACUAAAAUCAUACCUGACAGCUCAAGGAAUUGCUACCAGCCGAACAACAGCCUAUAAUCCAGCGGGUAAUGGCCAGGUCGAGAGAUACAAUGGCAUAAUUUGGAAAACUAUUGAGCUGGCUCUUAAAUCUGAAGGGCUUCCAACAAAUCAAUGGCAAGCCAUGCUACAACCUGCUCUCCACUCGAUUAGAUCAUUACUAUGUACUGCCACUAAUGAGACCCCUCAUGAAAGAAUGUUUGCACAUCCGAGACGCUCCCACACUGGCUGCUCUCUACCUACAUGGCUCACCAUUCCUGGCCCAAUUCUAAUGAAAAACCACAAUCGUAGUAAUAAGUAUCAGCCCAUGGUUCAAGAAGUGGAGCUGUUGGAGGCUAAUCCGGGAUAUGCUCAUGUCAGGUUACCUGACGGCAGGGAAACUACUGUUAAUGUCCGUCACCUGGCUCCUAGAGGGUUACUUCCUGAAAAGGCCCUUGAUGCAGAUAUGCUAGCAACCCCUCUACUAAAAACCCCACUUGCUGACAGCUCCCACGAGGCUACUGAUGAUCAACUUUUGGAAUCCUCACUUGAUGAGACCUGUUCUUCGGAAAACACUGACUCAUUUUUGAGACCAAAACAGGAAGAGACUUUGCCUCCUACUACAUCCAGAAUACGAAGACCACCUGCUUAUCUUUCAGACUUUGUUACUGACUGAUUCAAGUCACUCCCUGAACUCUUAAAAUAGCUCGGGGUGAAUGUGGUGAUAUUUAUUAACAUCUUGUUUUAACUGUAACUGUGCUUGAUUUUCAAUUGUUUUACUAUUUAUGUUUAUAAGUAUGUAGUCCUCAGCGGCUAGCCUAAUUUUGCUAAUUAAAGCUUUAUUAAGUUAUUA
Messenger RNA from Parasteatoda tepidariorum (common house spider), 1015 nucleotides. RefSeq lists its product as uncharacterized. The record is from RefSeq and is a predicted model, not a curated record. Lineage: Eukaryota; Metazoa; Arthropoda; Arachnida; Araneae; Theridiidae.